CCUGUCAUAUAGACAGUUAAAUACUGUGCAGUGUUGUAGUGACUGCUGGAUUUAUAAUGAAUUUCAAUAAAAUAAUUCGAUAAAUAACCCCUAUUUUGUAAUUUAUCGUUCUUUCAUCUGAUAGAAAUGGCAGAAAGUAAAUCUAUCUUACACGAACUAUAUGUGUUUUCCGAAUGGAAACCAGAACCGGAAUAUUUGCAAAAACACGACAGCAUUUUACCGGAAAAUAUAUCAGCGCUUUGGCGAUGGUUUAAAUUUUUUGGGCCUAAAAAAAGUCUUAUUGAUAGUGUUACAGCACAUAAGGAGAAGCAACAGAAGUGGCACAUUGCUCUUGGUGAUGAAGGGAAAGUGAUAGCAGUGCUUACCGACAAUAUCUUAGAAAUCAGAACUAAGCGGUCGGAAUAUGCCACUAUCGCAGCUAGAACUACAGUUAGUCGUGAUGCAUACGCGCAAUGGCGCAAGCUGGUGUGGAGUCCGGACUGCUCAUUCUUGGUGCUUGCUUAUGGCAACGGAAUAGUUAGCUUUUUCGACCUCACUGCCUCUAAUCUCUUCAAUAUUCCAGCUGAUUGCUCAAGACCGGGCGGGCUGGAGUGUACAGAUAAUACUCAUGCUGUGUCUGACAUCAUAUUUAUGCCGCUAAGGGUCAAGGAUACCAAAUGGAACUGCGAGGUGCUGGUGGUGACGUUCGACGGGCGGCUGCGCGGGUACGUGGUGUCGCAGACGGAGGGCUUCAAGCUGCGGCACAGCUUCCGCUUCCCCGCCGGCGUGGCCGCGCUCGCCUACUGCCCGCCGCACGACGCGCUCUACGUCGCCGGCGUGCCCAGGAAUACUAAGGAUACGUCUCCACUGAGCGCGGGAGUGACGGCGUGGCGCAUCCUGAACGAGGAGCCCUUCUACAAGCUGUCCGUGGUGUCCGACCACCUGGAGACGCAGCUCAACAACGAGAGAUUCAACCUAUACAUACCUUUCAUCACCUCCAAGAAUAUGAACUUCGUGGUGCGUAUGGAGGUGUCUAGUGACAGCAGCAAGCUGGUGUGCGUGCACUGCAACGGCGAGGUGUCAGUAUGGCGGCUGCCACUGCUGCGGCUGCUGCAGCGUUGGCCGCUGGCACGCCAGCCGCACCACCGCCUGCGCAGCCCCCUGCAGCCCCCGCAAGCACCCCACACCCCGCACACCAAGCACAACGACCCCGCCCUCUACUACCCCGCUGAUGUCAACUGGUGGACCAAUGAGGAAUUAAUACUAUCGCGGUUCAGCGGCGCGGUGAGCGUGUGCGGCAUUGAGGACAUGGAUAACAUUCUCGGCAAGCAGCCGGAAUUCUUCCAGGGCACGCCGCGGGUGACGCGCGCUCACGAUGGCGCGUUUAUGGUGCUGGAGUGUGAGUCUAACGUGCUGCCCGCAAAGAAGUCCUCCAGCGAUGAAACUAUGGAGGUUGUCAAAGUGGAGGAGGAGGUGGAUGAGUCGAUGCUGGAGCUGACCAAGGAGUUAUUCAAGACGGUGCUGUUCGCCAUCACCGACAUGGAGACUUUCCAGCCCAAGCCCAAGAAGAUCACCGUCGUCUCCCGCGUCUACAGGCUGCUCGGAGUCAAGAGUACCACGCCUACUGAACUGUUUUCCAGAAAGAUCGAGAGUGGCAACUACACAGAGGCGCUGUCCUUGGCGGAGCAGUUCGGUCUGGACAGCGACCUGGUGUACCAGCAGCAGUGGAGGAAGAACCCUGUCUCUACUGACGCCAUCGACAACUACCUGAGCAAAGUGUCCAAGAAGAUCUGGGCGGUGCACCAGUGCGUGGACCGGCUGCCGGAGACGCUGCUCGCCGCCAACGACCUGCUGCGCUUCGGACUGCGCCUCACCAACGACAGGAUACUAGACGAAAUCAACAAAGAUCGUGGCGAGAAGUUGACGGACCCGGAGGACAUAACGCUGGAGGAUCUGAACUCGUACACCAGCGAGCUGCUGCGCUGCCGGCACGUGAUGCUCUUCUACAAGGAGAGGCUGCGACUCUAUGAGUCAAUAAUGAAAUGCGAGAAAUCGACGUACAACAAAGAGGAGUACGACUGCCUGCGUAGCAACAGUGUAGUGCACAGCGCGGUGGAGAUGGCGAAGGAGGGCCGCGUCGAGGCGCUCACCUGUCUGUGGCCGCACAUCCGCUCCGUGCACAUGCAGAUGGCGGUGCUGGACAAGCUGCCCGAGACCAUCAACCCGCUCGACUUCCAGCACAUCCUGCCCACCCCGAAACCGCUGCAAAUGUUCGAACAUAGACCCCCAGUUAAAGUGGAACCCCUAGAGAUCGAGAAGGAUUGGUGCAGGAAACAGAUCUUCAGCCUCACGCUCAGCACACUGCUGUAUGAUGUCAAUGUGGAGGGAGUCACGCUCAGCGAUCUCGAGAAGAUGUCCCCGCUAGAGACAUGCAAGAUGCUCAUGAAAAUGACGUCGAAGGAGCACUUCGUGGCGGACAUGAAGCAGUUCGUGGUGCCGUUCCUGAAGCGGUACGAGAAGCUGGCGCAGCGGCCCGGCGCCUGCCUCGGCGGCAUCGUCGACUUCCUCGAGAGCGUCAGCGUCGACGACCUCUCCUACAUAUUGCUAAUGCUGCAGGAGUCUGAGCUGGACGUGUGCACGCACAUCGAGCUGGCGGAGCGCUGCCUGUUCGCGCACGCCGGCUCCGACCAGCUCGAGCUGGCCGUCGACCUCCUCAACAACAUCCUCAAGGAGACGGACGGCACGAUCAGCAGCAGCGAGCUGGUGCGGCGCGUGUCCGCGCUGGAGCGGCUGGUGGGCGGGGCGACGCGCGCGGCGUGGCGCGGCGUGCGCGUGCCGCUGCGGGCGCUGCGCGACAUGCUCGCGGACGCGCGCGCCGCGCACCGCCUGCUCUCGCGGCUCGCGCGCACGCUGCCGCUACCAGAUACAAAGCCGACGCCACAAGACUGGGAAUCCCUACUCAAAGAUAUUCUCGAGCUGCAAGAGACGUUGUUUGAUUGCGUCACUAAGGAGCAGUGCUAUGAGAUCUAUGCGUCCGCGCUGCUGGCGUCGGGCGAGGCGGCGAGCGUGCGGCUGGCGGCGGGCGUGGUGUCGUAGCCCCGCGCCCCCCCCGCGCCCUCCUACGACCGCUCCGUCGCACUCGUCAUCGACUCCUCCAAGGAAUACUUCAACUCCGCCUCCUCGCUCACUGACCCCGCUUUGGAACUCGCCAAAUGCUGUCUAACAUUAAUAGAAGACGAUAACGCAGAUAUAAAGAAGGAGUUAGAUCUCAUCAGUGCACUCAGUAUAUUGAGUAGUUUUGGACUCAAAACACUUCCCAUACAAGUCCGUCUCAUCGAAGAUAAAAUGUCGUUGAUAGAGGAGUGCCUCACACUGAACCAGUACGCCUUCCUCGAGUGUGACAAGUUGCUCGAAUUAGCUAAACUGCUCAGAAUUGCCGGAGAUAUAGAGACUGUGCGCGAGGGCAUGGUGCUGCAGCUGGUGGGGCGGCAGGCGCUGCGGGCUGGCGGGGCGGCGGGCGGCGCGGCGUGCGCGGCGGCGGCGCGCCGGCUGGCCGCGCUGCGCUACGAGCCCGCGGCGCCGCUGCUGGCGGAGGCCGCUAAGCAGGCGCACGCGCACGUCGACCUGGAGGCGCGCCGCGCGCUGCUCGCCGCCGCCGCCGCGCACGCCGCGCCCGCGGACCUACAGAAUGUGCUACAUGACCGUUUGAAUCUGGAAAUGGAAAACCUGCAGCAGGGUUGCGCGGCGCUGGCGGAGCAGAUGAAGCUGGCCUCGCGCCGACAGUCCGCUGAUGAAGAGUUCGCUGACGCCGUCACCACUCCAGUCAUUGAAAAGAAAGAUAUCGUGCCUGAAAAAGUUUUAAUAUUCAAUUAUCUACUUGAAACAUUCCGUGAUAAAUUAAAUUUAAGUGACAACAAAGAGUCGUCGAAGGAGGCGACGGAGCGCAGCGUGCACUGCGCGGAGUUCUACCGCUCGCUGCAGCCGGAGCACGCGGCGAGCGGCGCGCAGUACGGCUACGAGCGCUUCUCCGCGCCCGCGCCCGCGCCCGCGCCCGCCGCCUGCCUCGGCCUCGGCCUCGGCCUUACGCUGCUCGCCUGGUACUACUCGCACGACGACCUGCACCGCGACCUGCGCCUCGAGGCUGACGUGUUGGAGAAAGGUGGCGAGGAACUACUAUACAAGGAUACGCAGCUGAGCGUGGCGUGCCUGAUUCGCGCGGCGGGCAACGGGUGGCGGCUGGCGCGCGCGCACCACACGCCCGCCGCCGCCAGCGCCGCGCUCUACGCCACGCUGCUGCGCUGCACGCCGCAGUCUGAGGAUGAAGGAUAUGUGGAUCAGCCUAAACAGAUGGCGCGCAACACAUUGAAGACGAAGAGCGCCACGGAGGAGCAGCUAGCCACCAUCAGGUCGUGUCUGGAGCAGCUGGCGGGCGUGCUGGACGUGCAGCGGAUACGGGACUUCGGUAUUAAUGUUAACGGACUGCUGUUCGGCGCAGAUCCUGACUACAGGCGGGAGAUCAUCUAUAGACUUGCCAAGAGCACAGAAGAGCCGCGGGUGAGUCUGGCGUGCGCGCUGGCGCGGCGACAUGCUCUUGACGAGCUGGAUGUAUGGCUGACACACGCCGUACAAGCAUGCGCUGCCACACGACUGGUCAACCUUAUGCCUACCAACCAGCCCGAUGCACACACACGUAUAAAAGACGCUCUGUGGGAGAGCUACGGCGGCACGGAGCACGGCGAGCUGGUGGCGGUUCUGACGCUGCUGCAGCGCGUGGACGAGCGCCCGUAUAUUCACGGCCUCACCGCACCCGAACACAUCAAGCUGCUUAAAAAAGCCAAAUCUGCAUGCCCAGAUCUGGACUACAAGCUGGUGCUGAGUGCGCAGAGUGCGCAGAGUGCGCAGGAGCUGUCGGCGCACCUGGUGGCCAUCCUGCGACCCGAGAACGUGGGCAUGGUGGGCAAGUUCCUGCGCACCCUGCCCGCCCCACUCAGGCUGCCCUUCUCCGUCAACUCGCUCUACACCACCUGGCUCACUAAACACUUCUUUACCGUUGGCGCGAACGCGAGCAACAAGAAGUGGAUGCAGCAGUACCGGCAGUGCGCCAGCUACUUCAACAAGCUAACCAAGGAGGACCUGCUGCAAUUCCUCGACGACACCUGCUUCAGCGCUGACGCCGUGCAGCGCGUACCAGCAGGAACCAGGAACUUGAUGUUAAUGCAAGCGGUGGAGUACUGCCAGCAGGAGCAGGAAAACAAGUUUAAUAAAAACGAGCAGUCGUGGGGGCAGGUGGGGGAGGAGGUGACGCGGUGGGCGCGCUUCCUGGACAACUACCACUCCGCCGCCGUGCAGGCGCUCAGGAACAACUCCGACAUUCCAGCGGAACAAGGCUGGAUCGAGCUGGAGCGCAGCCACGGGGCGGCGGCGCGCGCGCUGCCGGCGCUGAGCGCGCUGGCGCUGGGCGGGCUGCGGCCGGCCGCGCUCGCCUCGCUGCUGCACUGCCUGCACCUGCCGCUGCCGCCGCACGCGCUCUUCACGCACAUGCUCGCACACAACGCCCACGAUAUACAAUCAAUAGAGUUGGUGGCGAGCCGCGUGUGCCAGUACCACAAGGAGGGGGUGAAGUUCCCGGAGGAGGUGGUGUGUGCGCUGGUGGCGCGCGCGGAGGCGCUGCAGCUGCCGGCGCACCGCCAGCUCGGCCUGCUGGCGCUGGGCCGCCGCGCGCGCGCGCCGCGCCUGCACCACCUCGCGCACUCCACCGCCGCCCUCCUGCGCAGCGAGUGGCCGCACCUCGACUACGCACACCACCUCACAGAUGAACAACUACUGACUGAGGAGGGUCGUCGCGAGGUGUUCAGCAAGUUCAUGUCGCUGUCGGACACGUGGCAGAAGAAGAAGGCGCUCGUCGAUGUCCUCAAUUGUUGGCCGCCCACCAAGGAACCAGACGGCAGGAGCCUGCACUGCGAGUACGUGCACGCGCUGCUUUGGUCCGCGGAGCAGAGCGAGGCACUCGUCCUCAUCAAGCUGCUACUCCGGGAGCCAACACUGGACGAACAGGAGGUGCAGUGGUUGUGUGAGAGUGCUCCGGAAAGUGGUGCGCUUUGCGGCGUGUGGCUCGCGCUGCUGAACCGUUGCGACCUCACACCGCGCCUCGUGCUGCUACUGCUGGAGCGCCAUAAGGAAUGGAUACAGAAACAAGAAAUAGAAGAGGAACUCAUUAAAGACUUGCUCGACAAUGAUAUGUUCAUCCCGCUCGUACCCACAGUACUGUAUUCGCACACCAUAAACUACAUUAUCAACAAGGACGUAGGUAAAGACGAAUUCAACAAGUACACAGUCAGUUGGGCGGUAGAUCAGCUGAAAAAAGCUAAUUAUAUUGCCGAAGCCGGACAGCUGCAGCUAUUGCACAUCGGAGUGCCCGCGUCUCUCAGAGGAUUCACACAAUCCGUGCUAUAUUUUAAGAAUAUUCUUAAUCAAUAAAUAUUAAACAUUUUAUAUUCCAUUUCUACUUUACAGUUAAACUGUGUUUUAAGUUAUUAAAUUAUACAUCAAUGUGAAAAA
Messenger RNA from Papilio polytes (common Mormon), 6537 nucleotides. Its product is annotated as neuroblastoma-amplified sequence-like. The transcript is spliced from 41 exons. The record is from RefSeq and is a predicted model, not a curated record. Gene Ontology annotation, molecular function: SNARE binding. Gene Ontology annotation, cellular component: endoplasmic reticulum membrane; Dsl1/NZR complex. Lineage: Eukaryota; Metazoa; Arthropoda; Insecta; Lepidoptera; Papilionidae. Gene Ontology annotation, biological process: retrograde vesicle-mediated transport, Golgi to endoplasmic reticulum.